GAAAAGAAGAAGCAAAUAUAGGGUUUGGAUGUUGAAAUUGUUCAUCUCAAAAUCCGUAAUUCCUAAUUGAUAAUUGCAAAUCCCUAACCCCUAAUUCAAUCAUGGAUUCUCUGUUAGCGAGCUACGCUUCUUCAGACGAAGAAGAAGAUGAGCAACAACAGCAGAAACUAACCGCAGCUGUUCCCUCCAAAACGACGUCGUCUUCCAGCAGCGCUGUCUCCUCUCUUUUCUCUUCUCUUCCUCAACCCAAAUCUUCUUCUUCUUCGCUGUUUCAAUCUCUUCCUCAGCCGAAUCAACAUUCAGUUACCGCAAUCCAUGACAACGACGACACGUCUGCACCCUCUUCCUCCAAAUUCACCGGAAGCUCUUCCCUUUUCACUUCUCUCCCUAAACCUAAAUCCCAAAUCCAACCACCACAACCACAACCCAAAAAGGUGGUUCAAUUCAGGCCUCCAACUAUCCCCAUCUCUAGACCUUCCGCACCCGACGAUGACGAUGAUGAAGACGAAGAAGAAGAACGAAACCGAAGAAGAAAAAUGGCGUCUUCAAUUCAAGCUCCAUCGGUGAAGUCAUUCUUAUCCAGCAUUCCGGCGCCCCGCAACUCCGCCACCCUAGGCGUCCAAUCCAGUUCUGGUUCCGGCCGUAGAUCCAUCAUCGAGACGGAGGCGCCAGCAUCUGAACCGGAACCGGAGCCAGAACCAGCUAUGCCUUCAAGUUCUGGUGUUUCGGAUGGCGGUGUUGUUGUUGAUCAAAAUUCAGCUGGUUGUGUGAAUUAUGAGAGUUACAGCGGUUAUCAAUAUGGGAGUGACCAGAAUGCAGGGUCAAGUUAUUACAUGGAUGGUGGUGCUAGUUAUGGCGGUUAUGGUGCUGGUUAUGAUCAAAGUUCGGGUUUUCAGCCAGAGGAUGGGGUUCCUGGAACUGCUGGUUAUGGAAAUGGUGAUGGUGCCUAUGCAAAUUAUGGUGCAUAUGCUGAUUAUGGGAAUAAUUGGAGUAAUGGGUCGUCAGCUUCAGUGACUGCAGAGCCGCUGGCAUCUGGGCCUGCCGAGAGUGCGGCGAUAUUUCCGAAGAAGAGAGGAAGGAAUGAGAUUCCCUCGGAAAUCAUAGAGGUGAAGCAGGAUGAGUUGAUCAAGAACCGGCCAAGAGAGGAUCAGGUCAAGCUCACUGGGAUAGCUUUUGGACCCUCUUAUCAGCCUGUAUCAACGAAAGGGAAGCCGUCAAAGCUGCAUAAGAGGAAGCAUCAAAUUGGUUCCUUGUAUUUUGAUAUGAAACAAAAUGAAAUGAAGCUCGCAGAGCGGCGCGCAAAGGGUAUGCUUACCAAAGCUGAAACACAAGCAAAAUAUGGAUGGUGAUAUGAGGGAGGAUUUUCUUGCAAUUUCUUGAACUUCCGUUGAAACAUGGAUUACAAAAGGGAAGUUCCCAUGUAUGACUGCGGCCCUUGUAUUUCACCGUUCUUCCAAGAUAUUUGUAUGUUUGCUGUGUUCUCUUUGCAAAUUUAAAGCGAUGAUAUGUGUAUGCGCUGAAAUAUGCAAUUUGCUGUA
Arachis duranensis is the source of this 1538-nucleotide messenger RNA. RefSeq lists its product as uncharacterized. The transcript has 2 exons. The coding region runs from base 102 to 1349 and encodes 415 amino acids. Lineage: Eukaryota; Viridiplantae; Streptophyta; Magnoliopsida; Fabales; Fabaceae. Gene Ontology annotation, cellular component: nucleus. The record is from RefSeq and is a predicted model, not a curated record.